UGGGAUGGCCGCCGCCGUGGUAGCUGCCGCCGCUUCUUAGUGCGGGUCCCCGCUCGGCGCGCCGGGGGCAGCGUCGCCGCCUCCUUUGUCCCGUCCGCCUGCCUGUGGUUCCCGGGGGCGCCGGCUUUCCCACGGCCAGCAGCAUGGGCCGGGAGUCACGCCACUAUCGGAAGCGAUCAGCAUCCCGGGGACGCUCUGGAAGUCGGUCUAGAAGUCGCUCACCUUCAGACAAAAGGAGUAAGCGAGAUGACAGACGGUCUAGAAGCAGAGAUAGAGAUCGAAGGAGGGAGCGGUCUCGGAGCAGGGAUAAAAGAAGAUCCCGGUCCCGGGACAGGAAGCGUCUGAGACGUUCCAGAAGUAGAGAGAGAGACAGAAGCCGAGAACGAAGAAGAUCUCGCAGCAGAGACAGGAGACGCUCAAGGAGUAGAAGCCGGGGCCGACGGUCCCGAUCCUCCAGUCCUGGCAAUAAAAGCAAGAAGACUGAGAAUCGUAGAUCGAGGUCCAAAGAGAAAGCGGAUAGUGGAGAAAGUUCGAAAGAGAAGAAAAAAGAUAAAGAUGACAAGGACGAUGAGAAAGAAAAAGAUGCUGGCAACUUUGACCAGAAUAAGCUGGAAGAAGAAAUGAGAAAGCGAAAAGAAAGAGUAGAAAAAUGGCGAGAAGAGCAGCGUAAGAAGGCCAUGGAAAACAUAGGGGAGCUGAAAAAGGAGAUUGAAGAGAUGAAACAAGGGAAGAAAUGGAGCUUAGAGGAUGACGACGAUGAUGAAGAUGAUGCUGCAGAAGCUGAAAAGGAAGGGAAUGAAGUAGAGGGUGAGGAGUUGGACCCACUCGAUGCUUACAUGGAAGAAGUGAAGGAGGAAGUGAAGAAGUUUAACAUGAGAAGUGUGAAAGGUGGCGGGGGAAAUGAGAAGAAGUCUGGACCCACGGUCACAAAAGUUGUCACUGUUGUGACAACCAAGAAAGCAGUCGUGGACGCUGAUAAGAAGAAGGGGGAGCUGAUGGAGAACGACCAGGAUGCCAUGGAGUAUUCUUCAGAGGAAGAAGAAGUUGAUCUACAGACGGCCCUUACAGGCUAUCAGACAAAACAGAGGAAACUUCUGGAACCCGUUGAUCAUGGAAAAAUUGAAUAUGAACCAUUCAGAAAAAACUUCUAUGUUGAAGUUCCAGAACUAGCAAAAAUGUCUCAAGAGGAGGUGAAUGUAUUUCGAUUGGAAAUGGAAGGUAUUACAGUCAAAGGAAAAGGUUGUCCCAAACCAAUUAAAUCUUGGGUCCAGUGUGGAAUUUCCAUGAAGAUCUUAAAUUCCCUCAAAAAGCAUGGCUAUGAAAAGCCCACACCUAUCCAGACCCAAGCAAUUCCUGCCAUAAUGUCUGGACGAGAUUUGAUUGGCAUUGCCAAAACAGGAAGUGGAAAGACCAUUGCUUUUCUGUUGCCCAUGUUUAGACACAUCAUGGAUCAGAGGUCACUAGAAGAAGGAGAGGGGCCAAUAGCUGUCAUCAUGACUCCGACUCGAGAAUUGGCUUUGCAAAUUACUAAAGAAUGUAAAAAGUUUUCAAAGACCUUGGGACUUCGAGUGGUGUGUGUUUAUGGAGGAACAGGAAUCAGUGAGCAGAUUGCUGAGCUGAAAAGAGGUGCUGAAAUUAUCGUUUGCACACCUGGUCGAAUGAUUGACAUGUUAGCCGCUAACAGUGGUCGGGUCACAAAUCUUCGAAGAGUGACAUAUGUUGUUUUGGAUGAAGCAGAUAGAAUGUUUGACAUGGGUUUUGAACCACAGGUCAUGCGCAUCGUGGAUAAUGUCCGUCCUGAUCGGCAGACAGUUAUGUUUUCAGCGACUUUCCCCAGAGCUAUGGAAGCUCUGGCUCGCAGAAUCCUGAGUAAACCCAUUGAAGUGCAGGUUGGAGGCAGGAGUGUGGUUUGCUCAGAUGUGGAACAGCAAGUGAUUGUGAUUGAAGAAGAAAAGAAAUUCUUGAAGUUGCUUGAGCUUCUGGGCCAUUAUCAAGAGUCGGGGUCUGUCAUCAUAUUUGUGGAUAAGCAGGAGCAUGCCGACGGUCUCCUGAAGGACCUGAUGAGAGCGUCCUACCCGUGCAUGUCUCUCCACGGAGGUAUUGACCAGUACGACAGAGACAGCAUCAUAAAUGACUUUAAGAAUGGGACGUGCAAACUUCUCGUGGCCACUUCUGUUGCUGCCCGAGGUCUUGACGUGAAGCAUCUGAUUCUUGUGGUCAAUUACAGCUGCCCCAACCAUUAUGAGGAUUAUGUGCACAGAGCAGGACGCACUGGAAGAGCAGGCAACAAGGGUUAUGCCUAUACUUUUAUCACAGAAGAUCAGGCUCGCUAUGCUGGGGACAUAAUUAAAGCUCUUGAAUUGUCAGGGACGACAGUGCCUUCUGACCUUGAGAAACUUUGGAGUGAUUUCAAGGAUCAGCAGAAAGCUGAGGGAAAAAUAAUUAAAAAGAGUAGUGGGUUCUCUGGUAAGGGAUUCAAGUUUGAUGAAACAGAACAAGCUUUGGCCAAUGAAAGGAAGAAGUUACAAAAAGCAGCUCUUGGACUGCAAGAUUCCGAUGACGAGGACGCUGCCGUUGAUAUUGAUGAGCAAAUUGAAAGCAUGUUUAAUUCAAAGAAGAGAGUAAAGGAUAUGGCUGCUCCUGGAACUUCGAGUGUCCCUGCUCCAACCGCAGGAAAUGCUGAGAAGUUAGAAAUUGCGAAGAGACUGGCUCUUCGAAUCAAUGCUCAGAAGAAUUUGGGCAUCGAGUCUCAGGUAGAUGUGAUGCAGCAGGCCACCAAUGCAAUUCUCAGAGGCGGCACCAUCCUCGCACCUACUGUGUCUGCGAAAACCAUUGCAGAGCAGCUUGCUGAGAAGAUCAAUGCCAAGCUCAAUUAUGUGCCUUUAGAGAAACAAGAAGAGGAGAGACAGGAUGGUGGACAGAAUGAGUCUUUUAAGAGAUAUGAGGAAGAAUUAGAGAUCAACGACUUCCCACAGACUGCCAGGUGGAAGGUUACCUCCAAGGAGGCUCUGCAGAGAAUCAGCGAAUACUCGGAAGCUGCAAUCACAAUCAGAGGAACGUAUUUCCCUCCUGGCAAAGAGCCCAAGGAAGGAGAACGCAAAAUCUACUUGGCGAUUGAAAGUGCCAAUGAACUGGCCGUGCAGAAAGCAAAAGCAGAAAUCACCAGGCUCAUAAAAGAAGAACUGAUAAGGCUGCAAAAUUCAUACCAACCGACAAAUAAAGGAAGAUACAAAGUCUUAUAAACAUCUGGAAAAAACAUUUUUACCUGUGCUGGUCUGUAAUAUGUGUGACAGUUGUUGUCUGAUGUUUACAAUGUAUUGUAAAUUAAGAUUUUAAAAAUUCUGUCUUGCUAAAUUUUUAAAUACAAGAAACCAGUAUUUGCUAAGAAAAUCUCUGUCAGUAAGUACCCCACCAUUAUUCAAACUGUAUUUAAAACAGACCUGUUUUCAGAGUGGAAUGUCCUCUAAUGUAAAACUUAAAUACUGAUAUUUUAGCUGUCUGGGUAAUAGUAAGGGGUUAACAGAUGGAGAUACUUGGACUUUGCAUUCACGGUAAUUAUGCACAAGUCACUGGGGUCUCCUCACCUUAACCUCUGUCAAUGAAAUUGUGAUCAUCUCCUGAAAAAAAUGUAAAAUUCUCUGCCAUAUUUUGUGCCCCCUUCCACCUUGAUAUUCUAUCUUACUUGACUCAGUGAAACAAUAUGAACUGGAUUUAAGGAUAUUGUAAUCGAAGUUUUACACAGUAGGUUCAGAGUUUUUGUUUCAGUUUUUACUGUAAAUGGGCAAUAGUUGGACUACUUUUGUUUUUUGUAAAAUUAAAGAUUUAUAGAAUAAGAAUUUUUUGCAUUUCUUUACACUGCAAAGAGUUUUAGUAUUUACUACUUACAGGUUCCUCUUGCAGCCUCUGGCUCUGUGCCCAGCUACUAAUUUUUAAUCAUCUUUAAAAGAAAGGGACUGUAGCCUAUAAAUAUUAGGUCCUAUAGCUUUUUCAUCCUGAAAGUGUUUAUACAUCUGUAUAUAUAGUACGUGCAUACACCUUAUGACUUGUAAUCUGAUUUCCUUCAGGAUUAUUGAGUAGGUUAUGAAUUUUUUCUUAGAAAUUUUAAAGCAUAGUGGUAUCCACGUUUUAGGAUUAAUAUGUCUUCAGCAUUUCUCAGUGAAAUUGAAUGCAAAGGAAUCAUAAAUUCUAUUUUCGAGCCCUCAAGACCUAGUACCUGACUAUUCUCAUGUAAAUUGCUAUAGUUGGCUUACCAAGUUUUCUUUUCUGAUGUAUAUUAGACUUCAUAUUAUUGUCAUUUCUUGAAAACUUUUUUUUUUUUCAGGAAUUAAAUAGUUCUUUUUCUUAAGUUACACAAAAAUUCUUUAGAUGUUAUUGGCUUACAGUUUUUACAACAAACAAAAAAAAAAUCAAAGCAUACUAUAGUCAUUUUAAUAGCAUAGUCAGUGGAGAACGUGACCAGGAGUGUCAGUCGUUAGUUUUCCAUAGGAGCUUAACCUUAUUGAAAAAUAGUCCAAUCGGGAGAUAUUCUUAGACUCCUCACAUAUUUACUUACUUUCCUGAAGGAAGAAAACAGAUGAAACACGUAUGACAGCAGAACCAGAUAAAUACUCUAAAAUUCCAGGCGUUGUGGCCCCCCGCCCCGAGUUUGUUUCUUUGCUUGUCUUUCCCACCUGGUGGUCGUUUGUUCCUGUGGUACAGUACAUGACGGUCCCACACUGGUGACACUUUGGUGCUCCCGUCAGCCAACUGGAUCACUCCCAGAUUCAGAGUUUUAUAUCAUUUUAGCAUUUCCUUUGUGUUUUUACAUGUUGUGAUGAGCCACUGAUAGUAUUUUGAUUUAAAAUGAAGCAUAAUUACUCUGUUAGUACAUUUUUAGUGUCACCAACUCAUUUUUAAAAUUUGAAUGAUGUACAGACUUCAAUUUGUUUUUAAUGCAAUAUCAAUAUUUGCUCAUGUUUUCUAAAUU
This is a messenger RNA of Lepus europaeus (European hare), 4966 nucleotides long. RefSeq names its product DEAD-box helicase 46 (gene DDX46). Lineage: Eukaryota; Metazoa; Chordata; Mammalia; Lagomorpha; Leporidae. Gene Ontology annotation, cellular component: nucleus. The record is from RefSeq and is a predicted model, not a curated record. Bases 144 to 3242 code for a protein of 1032 amino acids. Gene Ontology annotation, biological process: mRNA splicing, via spliceosome. The transcript has 23 exons. Gene Ontology annotation, molecular function: RNA binding; RNA helicase activity; ATP binding.